UACCACUUUUGACAUUAAGCUGUCAAAUGAUUAAACGUCAAAAAUGAGUUCACCUAACCUACAAUGCAAUCGUCAAAUGAUUUUUUAUGCGUAGAUUGUAGAGAAAACUUCGGAAGUGCUUCGGAGUUAUUAAAACAUUUUGCCCAACAUGUUUCCACGGACAUAUUGAACAAUUUAAAGCAUGAGGAGAAGUUAAACAAAAAACAAAACGUUCCUGAUUUGUACCCAAUAAGUGUUUAUAAGCAAUUACAGGAUGGGGAUCAAACGAAACCGAAGGAAACCGACGGUUUUAAUCCGUUAAAGUUUUGCGAAGUUACAAUGAAUGAUAAUUUUCAAAAUGGGGAAGGUGAAGAUGGUGUAAAAUCGGAUGAUGACGAUGAUGAUGAUUCCGAUUCAAUUUCUUCCAAAUUUCAGUGUAAGUUUUGUGGUUACAGUUGUAUGAAAGGUAGUUUAUUAAGAAGCCAUAUGAAAUAUCAUAAACACGCCAAAAUGUCAGAUAUCCCUGGUUUGAAUCCGAUGAAAAUGAAGUCAAGGAAACAGGAAAAGUGUAAUAUAAAGCGGAAAACGUAUGGAACCAAAUUGUUGCGCCAAAGCAAUGAGUUGCUGUGUACAUAAAAAUGUUUUGCUCAAAAAAACUAGUAUUUUUACCAAAGUCGUAUUUACAAAAAAAAUCUUCAAAUAUUUAAUAAAGCAUUUAAAUGAGAAGAAAUAAGUGUUGCAAUGGUUUACUUAAUUUUAUGUGAUUUAUUUAUAGUCAUAUAAUGGUUUAUUAUUUUUAAUUUUCAUAAUAUAUUAGUUGUAUUUACAAUCUUGAUUUUGUCAUAUUUUAAUAUACAUUUUAUUUAGGUGAAUA
This is a messenger RNA of Onthophagus taurus, 853 nucleotides long. The record is from RefSeq and is a predicted model, not a curated record. NCBI's taxonomy places the organism in Eukaryota, Metazoa, Arthropoda, Insecta, Coleoptera, Scarabaeidae.